Molecule: messenger RNA, 842 nt
Organism: Dissoconium aciculare CBS 342.82
Lineage: Eukaryota; Fungi; Ascomycota; Dothideomycetes; Mycosphaerellales; Dissoconiaceae
Exons: 1
Coding region: 171-719 (182 amino acids)
Source: RefSeq, a predicted model, not a curated record
GGCACACUGAAGCAGGCCUCUUGAUGCAGCUCAUCACCAGGAGUGACGAGCUGGAAAACAUGGUCGUCCCUCAGUCAUCGCUCGAUCUAUGCAGUGCGCCAGGAUUGUGGAAAGGCAUGGGACCUGAUGACUCUGUCUAUGAGGAUCUUGCAAAGUGAAACCUUUCAUUAAUGAGGGAUCAUUGUUCACAACUUUUGACCUGCAUGAUGCAACAUGUACGGCUGACACUCAGCUCAAAUCGGGCGUUCAACUCAGCGGUCGCGACCACAAAAUAUUGGCCUUGCUCUAUGCGGGCCGAUCAUCGAACCGAAACAGCCAGGCCAGCAAUGCGUCGAUCCAAGCAUCAAAUCCACCAGUGGGCGCCACAUGAUUCGAAGAAUGACGGAAGCAACAGUGGUGCAACAACAUCAAGCUUCGUAUCCACAUGGUCUAGCGGUCCAGCAGGCGCCACAAACGCUAAACGUCAAUCACAGCUUGUCCUCUGUGCGGUUCAUGAGUUAGCCGUAGAAUUCCAUGUAGCAUCGCACAUCCGUCCCGACCCGAUGCGACGCUCACUGCGAUCUACAUCGAGUGAAACUCUGCAAGAGCAAAGCUCAUCCCUGAACUGCGCUCAAUACUGGGGUGAGUUUCUACCAAAGCUUGCCACCUCGCGGACCACGAGGUCAAUUGCGCUACAAGUAGAUGGCAAGGUGCGGAAGUCCACUUUGCUGUAUACUUGACAGAGUCGGCCACAGCUCCUUCGAAACAUUCUACAGAUAGACUAUCAGCGUAAUGUAAUUUAUGUCGUGCAACAGAAGCUGUAUGUUUUGACUAACUUGGAGUCUCCCUUUGCGCCAUGAAAC